Nilaparvata lugens (brown planthopper) is the source of this 1307-nucleotide messenger RNA. RefSeq lists its product as uncharacterized. The transcript is spliced from 3 exons. Lineage: Eukaryota; Metazoa; Arthropoda; Insecta; Hemiptera; Delphacidae. The record is from RefSeq and is a predicted model, not a curated record. The coding region runs from base 76 to 441 and encodes 121 amino acids.
AAUUGAUUUCAGGUUUGGUUAUAGUAGAAACUUUUAUUGAGAACUGGCACCAGUUGCUGGAAUAUUUGUUGAAGCAUGAUUUCUGUCAGAAGUUCACUUGGAUUAGCACUCAUCCUAAUCACAUUUUCAUCAGUUAUAGCACAACAGGAUAGAGAACAACGAUUCUUAUCGAAAGGCGUUACAGGACUGGCAAGCUACUUUUACCCGGUGGCCAGUAAACUGUUCUACCAGCCAGCAGCCGUGGGAAACCAUUGUGGCCACCCGGACAAUUGCCCCAUUCACCACUGCAGGGUUGACGACACCGUCAUUCUAGGAUUUUGCUGCGGUUGUGCCAGGGUCUCUGACAGUGUUCCAGUGAGAUGUCCUCCAUUCCUGACCUGCCCACCGACUCCUCAGCCACUCUGCUCGCAAUAUGACUGGAUGAUGGAUUGCUGUUGUUAAUCUACAUUUUUAUAUCAAUAUAAUAAUGAAGAUUUCAAUUGAAAUUCCUAAUUGAUCCCUGAUUGUUGAGCCACGAGAAAAAGCUCGGCUGACUAAGCCGCUGCAUUAAAAAUAAUGAUGAAGAUUUCAAUCGAAAUUCCGAAUUGUUCUCUUUGUAAAGAUGGUUGAGCCACGAAAAAAAGUUUGCCUGUUUUUAAGCCGCUGCAAUUUCAAGCUUUUUAAUAAAUGAAAACUCAUAUAUAAAUAGUCAACCACUUUUCUAUUUGUGUUUUCAAUUAUGGAAAAAUAAACACAACACAACUGUAAUUUUUUUAAUAGAAUUUGUUAAUUAUGCAUUGACAUUGUGAAACUUCUGCUGAUCUUAAAGAUAAAGAUGAACUACAGCUGAAAAUGUAUUGGUUUCAACACGAAACUGCAGUUCUGUCAAUAAAUGUGGAAUUUACUAGAAAUAAAUAGUGUUUUUUCAGUUCAAGCUUUUUCUUGGACUGAACCAUGUAUAUUUUCCUUUUUACCAUUGCUUGUCAGAGAUACAGUUAUUAUAACACAGUUUAUAGUAACUGUAAUUUAAUAAAUGCGGAUUUGACUACAAUAUAACUGCGUUUUUUUCAAUUCAAGCUUUUUUGUGACUGAACCAUCUUUAUACCUCCCUUGUUACCAUUGCUUGCCAAUGUUAUAACUUAUAACAAAUAUAGGCCCGGUUUCUAGGACACUUCUUAAAUCUAAUGGACCAUUAAUAUAAAUCUAAAGGUUUAAUAGUUUCACUGAUUUGAGAAGUGUACUACAACUCGGGCCAUAGUCUAUAUGCUUCGUUCAUAAAAUAUACAUUUCAGAAUAUUUAUAGAAAUAAAUACUGAUUUCUAGAUAAU